UGUAUUUAUUAUCGUUGUGUGAAUGAAUAAACUGGUUAUACAGGUUUUUGAAGGUGAUAUAUGUCCAAUGGUGCGGAAAUCAAGAUUUCCUCGUGCACAGAUUUGUAAGUUUAGUCAUUUGACAGGCAAGCAGGGUAGAGCGAAGACUUGAUUUAAAUCGUUUUAUUUAUUUUCUCAACCAAAUUUAAUUGUGAAAUUUGAUUUAUUUUUGUGUCGUAUUGGCGUUGGUAAUUUAUUAAUAUGGACAGUCAGGAUGAGAGGAGAGAUCGCUUCGCCGGCGGGGACAGGGCUGGCACAGUAAAUGGACACACGUAGCGACCACGUGGUAGCGGUCGAGAAGAUGCAGAUUGCAGACUCUAAAGACAAAAGUAAUUAAGAUUUAUCUACGUUUCGAACACUAAGAAUGAUGCUGUUGGAUGUGGAAAGAUUUUCUGGCAGGAGAAGAUGACGUCAUUAUGACGUCAAUUGUUAAGAAGGUUUUGCGCAGCUCCACCAGGCGUCAGAAACGCAGCGUUUGUAAAACACCGUCCAACGGCUCCACCGCCGAGGAGCAUGGCGUCUUGCCGCCCCCACAGGCGCCACCGUCCCCGGACCUCACGGGGCUCACGCCGGAAGAGAUUGCGGUCCUGAAAGAGGUCAUGAGGAGACAGGAGGAGUUUGAAUAUGGGGAAUUGAGCCGACAAAAAAAACUGCGGGAUUCCCUCCUGACGUUCGAAGAAGAGGUAAAGCGGCACGCGAGCCAGAAAGGGAAGCUCAAGCACAUAGAUCUCAGACUGUGUCGGCUCUGCUUUAAGACUAAAUUCGCCGACGGCAUCGGAAAGGUUUGCUCCGACUGUCACAAGCGGGUCUGCAACCGCUGCGGCUCCUUCUCAAAUCCAACGUGGAGUGUCAAGAAACAGAAGCACGUGAAAGGCAAGUGGAGGUGCACGAUGUGUCAAAUGAAGCGUGACGUGGUCGCCAUGACAGGUAUCUGGUACCAUGGAAACGAAGCAGCACCGGAAGCUCCUGUUCACCGGAUAAAAUCUAAAAUAAGCGUGUCCGAAAUGGAAUCAUCCGAAAAUGAUGGAACGCACCGUAGAUGCUCUGAAACAGACGGAACGUUUGAAGGGGAGAGCGGAGACCGCUACGGACCUGACGUAUUUAGCCCUUCAGUGCCGACAAAACCGAUAUUACCGACCUCUUUUAAGAAGCCGAUUAGAGGAAUCGGUAACCGUCGCAGCACGUCUCUCACGGAUGCGGACGCCAUCGCUGGUGCUGUUGACGACGAUGACGUAGAGGACGACAUCGACGACGAGCAGUUCUUCUUGGAGCGACAGAUGUGCCGGAUGGAGCGACAAAACCGACGGUCGAAACGAAGAUGUCGCACCGGCGGCACUUCCGAAAGAGUUAUGGAGAGUAUUAGUGGGCGGAGCAUCGACAAGAGCGUUGACCAAUCAAGUAGCGAGCUUCUUGCGUAUCCGAGUUCUUCGGAAGCGUAUCUGUCAAGUGACCGUGACGUCACGACUCAGAGCGAUACCUCCCCGUACCCCACCAGAGCGUAUAGUCGUCCGAAGGCCAAAGAGCGACAUCGGAAGCAGCGAGAAUCCUGCGAGGCUUACAACCGACCCAGUGACACAGACCGCCUAGUGGCUGAGAGUGUACAACGCCUGGAGGCCAUGGUUCGCCAGGACCGGCAUCAGGGCCGAUACCGGGAAUUCCGCCGCGAUGAUGGCGGACCUAGACCGAAGACUUCAGAUACACUAGGCGAGGUGCGAGAGGUGUACUCCAAGCGGCAGGACAUGCAGGGCCUAAGGAGCCAGAGUGCCGAUUCAGAAAAAGAGAAGCAGAUGAAACGUGAUGCUUUCCGAAAACACUUUCGUGCCGAGAGGGGCAGUAGUGAGACAAUCAGCAGAGUGCACAAUCAAAACAUAACGGUGCCUUCCUUAAAAUUAAGCUCAAACAAUAUUUCUGACAUUAGCAAAAGUCGUUUUGAUGACAGAACGGAAUCGCAGGAUAUCGUGAAUUCCCGCGAUUCUUCGUUGUCACGGGAUUACGAACGUCAUUGUCGCGGAUCGCGUGGUUCAACCCCGUCUCUCCUAUCAGCAGAUAUCAGGUACGCGAGGAAGUCCCCGAAUGCUCAAAGGGGAAUGGAAAAAACGGAGAAUAAUAACGGUAGCCGCACAUGCACCUAUUCGUUGUCGAACAAAAGACAUACACUUACCGGUGACUAUAAUGACAAAAGAAUGUCGCCAACUAAAACUGUACAGAAAUCGCCACAGCCUAAUAAAACGAGAAGCUUAGACAAGCAGUGUUUAAGCCCAUAUUUUGAUAGGAAGCACACCGCAAACAGCCUCUCACCGGAUAUGGCCCUCGGUUGGAGUCCGCGUCCAAACAGACACGCAGUAGUAGACAGACCGGGAUCGGUGUCGCCACGUGGUGGGUCCGACCAGGAGACGCGCAACGCACGAGAAAUCGCGGAUUACGUGGACAGGCACAACCGCCGCAUGACGCUUGCAUACUGCGUCAACAUCGACACGCUGCAAGUCGCGGACCAAAUAUCUAAAGACCCGUUAAACGGUGCAACUCCCCGAGAGAUUAUCAUCCACAGGGACAGGGACGACAAAUCUGUGCGAACCCAAGGGCUGGGUAUGCGUGUGGUCGGGGGCAGGAACAGCUCCAACGGAGCCCUGGGUGCAUACGUUACCAUGGUUACCAAAGGUGGACCGGCAGCGACACAAGGCAUCUCCGAAGGCGACCAGAUCGUGCAAUGGAACGGUCAGUCACUGGUCGACGUCACUUUUGAGGAAUCUCAAAGCAUCAUUAACAGCUCCGGGAACAUCGUCCAGCUAACUGUCCUACAUAACGCUGACGGGAACAACGGUGUAAACCGAACAAGACAGAGACAUCCUGUUAUUAUAAAGUCAACCACGUUAACGGCAGGUGAACCACCUCCCCUAGAUAAUCUGGAGUUCGGAAGGUCCAAAAGACGCCUGUUACCAAAGACGCCGGUUGAAAUAAAACGGGAAGUCAAAGAGAUAAACGGUAAGGUCUGGCUGAAGCUUGACUAUGACGUCACUUGUCAGUGCCUUCUCGUUGUGUUACUGCGGGCCGAGAGCGUCUACCCGGAUGAAGACAAGGACGCAGACGGGCAAGGCGUGCUGGCGAUGUUUCACCUCUUGCCGAACAGAACUUUGCACGAGGCCAAGGAAAGUGAAAGGCGGUACGGCACGAAAGAACCCCAAUGGAACGAAACUUUUGUGUUCACCAACAUUGAACAGGCAGAGCUGAGCUCCCUGGCAUUGGAGGUGACUUUCUGGAAGACGAAGGAACAUGACGACGAGUUUCUAGGGGAAAUCCUUCUAGAUCUUGGUGAGGCUAAAAUCAACAAUUCAGUCAACUGCUACAAUCUGGAAGAUCACGACGAUAACAGUUCUCCCCUUCCUUUUCGCAAGAAAUCGUUCUCCUUGUCCGACUCGGCGCUCAGUCCCGCGACCUCCAUUGAAACCUCGAGUUUCUUUCCCAGCCUCGACCCGUCUCCUCGCAGUUCCGUUUCAACGGGGCGGGAGGGGCAGCCACCAAAGUCCGGUGCCCAUGAUAAGGUCAAGGAGCUACUGCUUGGCAAGAGGAGCCCAGGUCGAGAAAGGGUGGAUAUGUCGUCAUCGGCCCAAUCUUCGCCGCAACAUUCACCGACAAGUAACGAAUUUAAAAUCAACUCUAGUUUCACUUCUCUUGUAAAGCGAAAGAUCGGCAUUGUAACCAGGAUCUCCAACAACCUUGGACUAGGCCACAAACACGAGUAUGAAGGCCACGGUCCGACCGAUCCAAUUCUUCGAAGUCUGAGUGCGGCCGAUAUCAGGACAAACAACCUACUGACACCGGAACAAGCAAAACACACCCGACACUCCUUUGAACUAAGACAGUCUGAUGCAGCUCAAUCACUACAUUCUAUGUUCCCACCCAAACGUCAUAUGAAAAAGUUGUCCAAGAUGGGAUUCGACGCAUUUGAUGAUGAUGAUGAUGAUGACAGCCACGAGAGCCCCAGCCCUGACCGACCGCCCCCUGAUGGCGACGACAUCACGUCAAUACUGGGUCCCGGUCAAGUGUGCCCUAAACCGGCGUACGAGACCAGCGUGUGUGGGGACAUCAAAAUGGGGUUUAUGGUCUCGAAGGGCCAGCUCGAGAUAGAUAUCGUCGUCGUGAAGGGCCUUAAGAGAAGUGGCCUUAGCCAUCCGCCAGACACGUACGUGAAGACGUACUUGGUGGAAGGCGCCAAGACGGUGCAGAAGAAGAAAACUCAGACCGUGAGGAUGAGCUUCGACCCUAUGUACAGGAAGACUAUACGAUACUCCGCUUGUAACAUCCACGGCCGUUGUAUAAAGGUCAAUGUAUGGGACAAGCAGAAGGCAUUCGACAAGAAGCAGUGCCUAGGCGAGGCAAUUGUGAAACUAGAUAAUCUCGUCCUUACCGACCAUACCAUGGCAUGGUACAAACUGUUCCCGGAUGGGGCAGCGGAAAUAGGAAGUUCAGAAUCUCUUAAUUAUUGGUAAAGGAUCCCGACGUGUAUACGACACACACAUGCAUAUCGUCAUGUUGUCUUUCCGUAAAAAGGCGGUUUUAAUAUUAUGGUCGAUUGUCUCUGCUUAAGGUCGUUACUCACAGAGAGAUUUUACCUCCCGUGGCUUGAUGUGCGAGGAGUUUCUUCGUUAAGCAUAUUUAAGAGGAACAACUUAGUUAAGCUUAACUAAUGGAUGUCGAUGGAGUUACGUGUUUCAUGGAAAAAAAUAUAUGGUCAGACUCUUUACUAAUAAAUGAGACAUAUAAUAUAGAACACACGAAGCAAAAAGACAGAUAAUUUAGACCUACAGAAACAGAAAGACAUAUAAUAAAGAGCAACAGAGGAAGAGAGACGGAGAGUUAAGACCACAUGACUGACAAACAGAGCAUUAAGAACACAAGGAUAGGAAAGGCAGAUAAUAAAGACCAUAAUAAGCACAAAGACAGAACAUAAAUACGACAAGGAAGAGACAAACUGAGAAUAAAGACCAUGACGGACAAAUAGGCGAAUGUACACUGCAAUGAGAAGAAAGUGCGAGAAGCGGUCAUAAAGACAGAUAAUACAGACCUAAAGAAGCAUAUAGACAGAAUUGAAUGACCACAUGAAACAGAAAUACUGAGAAUAAAGAUCACAAGAAGCAGAAAGACAGAGAUUAAAGACUGCACGGAUACACAAAUAAUACAGACCACAUUGAGAAGACAGAAACAGAAUAACGGCUUCAAAGGAACAGAAAAAAAGAAAAUAAACACUACAAGUAGCAGAAAGACAGAGAAUUCAUACAACGAGAAGGAGAAAGGGGAGAGAAUAAAGACAAACACGAGCAGAAAUACAAAAAAUAAAUAUAAAACGGACCAAAACAACAACAGAAAAUUAAGACGACAAGAGGGAGUGAGAUUGAGAAUAAAGACAACAAGGAUCAAAAGAACAGAGAUAAAGACAUCAAGGAGAUGACAAACUGAGAAUAAAAACCUCAAUGAACAAGGAGAAUAUACCAUAAAGACAACAUGAUUAGAAAGACAGAGAAUAAAGACCUGGUGGUGCAGAAGAACAGAGCAUAAAGGCCAAAGGAAGCAGAAGGACAGAGAAUAACGACCUGGUGAUGCAGAAGGACAUAGCAUAAAGACCAAAUGGUGCAGAAGGACAGAGCAUAAAGACCUGGUUGUGCGGAAGAACAGAGAAUAAAGACCAAAUGGUGGAGAAAGACAGAGCAUACAGACCUGGUGGUGCAGAAGAACAGAGAAUAAGGACCGAAUGGUGCAGAAAGACAGAGCAUAAAGACAUGGUGGUGCAGAAGAACAGAGAAUAAAGACCUGGUGGUGCAGAGGAACAGAGAAUAAAGACCACUGAGGAUACGUACCAAAAUGAGAAGAAAAAACAUUAUUGAUACACACAUAUUAAGAACAUAACGAGUAUAAAGACCAGUGCGUGCGGACAGAGAAUCAAUACUUUUUCUGCCUCGUUAGAAAUAUUGACUCGAUCAGUCACUGAAUAGAGCGAUCUUUUACGGCAUUGUUAUAAUUGCAUAAUGCAGGGUUAACGACCUUAUUGGACGCUUAUUACAAGCUCUCUUUUCAAUGUUGAUCUACUAAGUUGAGAUGUCUCAUUCGCUCAAUUUGUCAAAAUCUUCUGUCUUGCGGGAACGGUUGGUUAGCGGACCAUUUUAUGUUCAAUACUACGUGCUUUAGAUGUACCCAUUUAUACUGACAAAUGUUAUAUCGUAUCAGAAGACUUUGAACGGUGCUGAUAGGUGCUUUAUUUAAUGUUCAAUAUAAUUAUUAUAUUUCUUUUAAUGUUCAAAUACAUGUAUAUGUAUACUUGUGUUAAGAUAUGACAUUUUAAAAAUGUCAUCAAAAAUAGCAUAAAGAAACGCCAUUUUUGCAUCCACAUUUUGAAUUACAAUAUACAAAGCAUGGAUAAUACCGAUAACAUGUACUGCAAUAACACAAUUCCAUAUCGCUUCAAUUAACAUGUUGAAACGUUUAGAUUAUAUCUACAUAAUAGAAUAAAGGUUGUGGUAAUGUUAUGUUUGCUCAGAAUAAAGACAAGUGAUAUGAGUACUUAACACGUUCAAUCGACUGUCAGUUUAUAUUUUAUAUUUAUGUAUGAAUUUAAUCAUUUGUUUAAAUGUUCUGUUCGUGUACUGUUUUAUAUAAGAAUACUAGUAUGCCUUUGGCUAUGUUUGCAUGUGUUUUGCUCAAUAUAAUGUGUGAAUAUUAAAUACAAAUCAGACGUAAUUAGAACUUACAAACUCCUUCGAGCAGUAUUAAACUCUUAAAAUAAACAUAACCCUGAUGUACACAUUAUAUCAGUAUUUAUACAUUAUCUUUUUGAUAUUGACUUCUCAUUCAAUGCAAACGUGAACAAACAUAUUUUUUUAAUAUUUAUGUAUUCAGAACAUUCAAUGU
This is a messenger RNA of Dreissena polymorpha, 6939 nucleotides long. Its product is annotated as regulating synaptic membrane exocytosis protein 2-like. The coding region runs from base 417 to 4526 and encodes 1369 amino acids. The transcript is spliced from 28 exons. Lineage: Eukaryota; Metazoa; Mollusca; Bivalvia; Myida; Dreissenidae. Gene Ontology annotation, biological process: regulation of membrane potential; intracellular protein transport; calcium ion-regulated exocytosis of neurotransmitter. The record is from RefSeq and is a predicted model, not a curated record. Gene Ontology annotation, cellular component: cytoskeleton of presynaptic active zone; presynaptic membrane. Gene Ontology annotation, molecular function: transmembrane transporter binding; small GTPase binding.